AUGCAGACCUUAUUUUCGCACGAGUGUCGUCUAAGCCCUACAGUUUUCCUCAACGGCCGAUUACUAGUGGCCUCCGGGGAAGAUGUUGAAUACUUAUUCAACAAUAGUGUCCAACGCCGACUCAGUGUUGUUUCUCAUUCAUGCACACAAGCGCUUCUCGAUGUGAGACGCACCCGAACGGCGCAUGCGCCCAGCAUCUGUGCUUAUUCCCCUAUCAUUGCUUUCCGGCGUAACAACGGCUUAUCUGCCGAAGUUAUUUCCGUCUUCUAUUCUUAA
This is a messenger RNA of Leptosia nina, 276 nucleotides long. The record is from the annotation of a GenBank genome assembly. Lineage: Eukaryota; Metazoa; Arthropoda; Insecta; Lepidoptera; Pieridae.